Suillus subaureus is the source of this 1311-nucleotide messenger RNA. RefSeq names its product Cys/Met metabolism PLP-dependent enzyme-domain-containing protein. Bases 1 to 1311 code for a protein of 436 amino acids. The transcript is spliced from 4 exons. Gene Ontology annotation, cellular component: cytoplasm. Gene Ontology annotation, biological process: transsulfuration. Gene Ontology annotation, molecular function: cystathionine gamma-lyase activity; pyridoxal phosphate binding. Lineage: Eukaryota; Fungi; Basidiomycota; Agaricomycetes; Boletales; Suillaceae. The record is from RefSeq and is a predicted model, not a curated record.
AUGACCGUCUCCAUAUCCACCACCAACGGCCACGCCAACAGGCAUACAAACGACCUCAAGCAUCACUUGAAGCGUUCCCCUGAGUUCGGGUUUUCUACGCGGGCCAUUCAUAUAGGUUCAGAGCCAGACCCUACAACUGGCGCCGUCAUCCCUCCUAUAUCCCUUAGCACGACGUACAAGCAAGAUGAAGUGGGCGUGCACAAGGGCUUUGAAUAUUCUCGUUCCGGCAAUCCAAAUCGCGAUGCAUUAGAGCGCACACUUGUAGGCCUGGAGGCAGGCGCAGGACAUGCUAUUGCAUUUGCUUCUGGCAGUGCCACGACAGCAACUAUCUUGCAGUCUCUUGGCCCAAACGCGCACGUCCUGAGUGUGAAUGAUGUGUACGGCGGUACGUUCAGGUAUAUCACGAGGGUUGCGAAAGAAACCACGGGCACGGAGUCGACGUUUAUAGACUUGGAGAACACAACAGACGAUGAAAUACUAGCUGCUAUGAAGGACAAUACCAAGCUUAUCUGGAUCGAAUCGCCAACAAAUCCCACCCUCCGACUAAUUGAUAUUCCGCGUAUAGUAAGUCUUGCGCGUCAGGCUCCAUCAAAGCCCCUCGUUCUCGUCGACAACACCUUCCUCUCUCCAUUCUAUGGCUCCCCGCUCCUACAGGGUGCUGACAUCGUCAUUCACUCCCUCACCAAAUACAUCAACGGCCAUUCUGAUGUCGUAAUGGGUGCUGCCAUUGUUCCCUCCUUGUCCACACCAGACAGAGACUAUGACAGUCUCGUCCAAAAGCUUCGUUUCCUCCAAAAUGCUCACGGCGCCGUUCCGAGUGCAUUUGACUGUUGGCUCGCCCAGCGCGGCGCCAAAACUCUUGCAGUGCGGAUGAAGGCCCACGGUCUGAAUGCACUCCGCGUCGCCUCUUUCCUAACUUCACACCCCGCUGUCGAACACGUCAUCUACCCGGGUCUCGUCUCACACCCGCUACACGCUCUAGCACGCACCUUCCUCAGCACCCUACCGCCAUCGACCCUUGCGCACGGUAUACCGUACGGCGGGAUGGUCUCAUUCCGUCUACGUGGUGGUGCAAGGAGUGCAGAGGCCCUUCUGCCGAAACUUAAGCUGUUCACGCUUGCUGAGAGUUUGGGUGGCGUAGAGAGUCUUGCGGAGUUACCUGCGCGGAUGACCCAUGCGAGUAUCCCGCCGGCGGAGCGUGAGGCGCUGGGUAUUGAAGGGUUAGUGCGCUUGAGCUGUGGGAUUGAAGAGGCAGAGGAUUUAGUGGACGAUUUGAGAGGUGCAGUUGGAUGGGCUGGAGGACGAGGAUAG